This is a messenger RNA of Humulus lupulus (European hop), 696 nucleotides long. RefSeq lists its product as uncharacterized. Bases 1 to 696 code for a protein of 231 amino acids. Lineage: Eukaryota; Viridiplantae; Streptophyta; Magnoliopsida; Rosales; Cannabaceae. The transcript is spliced from 2 exons. The record is from RefSeq and is a predicted model, not a curated record.
AUGGCCCUAGAAGCCAACAACGAAGCCAUACAAUGCAAAGUUUUCUCCACGAAUUUCUCUGGGUCGGCCCUGCUAUGGUUCAGGCAAUUGAAACCUGGUUCUGUCAACAAUUUUGGUGACCUCCGCAGAGCCUUUCUCCAAUUGUACAGUGCUAACCGUGAAACACCAAGAACAAUGAAGAAAUCCGAAAUUAUCUCCACUCCACCAGCAAAUAACCCUCCUCCCUCGCUUGCAAGGGACGACAAGAGGAAGAGACAAGAAACAGAUCACGCGAAAGAAGGGAAAAGGCCUAGACAGAAUCGAGAAUCAUCACAAUACCCCUCCUUUAAAUACACCGUCCCUCAGGAAGUCAUUUAUGAAGAAAAUAAGGACAGACCCAUCUGGCGUGAGCCGUACAAGAUUACCACUCCUCCUGAUAGAAGAGAUAAAAAUAGGUACUGCCUCUUCCACAAAGAUCAUGGCCAUACAGUCGCUGAAUGCCACAACCUCCACAAUCAGAUUCAGGCCCUCAUGAGAAGUGGACAGUUAACCCAAUACAUUAAAGAGACAGGCAGACCUGGCACCUCACAACCCAACCCUGCUUCUGCCCCAACACCACAAGCAGCAAACUCCUUGCGUAUGGCCACCAAAAGCUCACAAGAACCUCUCAAGCAAGUCCCCAUGAUACACGGGAUCGUGGAGCUCACUGGGGAAUAA